Molecule: messenger RNA, 645 nt
Organism: Porites lobata
Lineage: Eukaryota; Metazoa; Cnidaria; Anthozoa; Scleractinia; Poritidae
Source: the annotation of a GenBank genome assembly
AUGAUAACUGUCCACAUAAGAGAAGCACGUGGCACGCUAAAUAAAGGUGAUCUCUUAUGGGCCUUUCAGAUGCUCCAUAUGCUUUAUUUCAUUCUGGGUACGGCAUCAGUCUUAACGCUGGCAGCACUAGCGGCGGACCGGUAUGUCUUGGUAACAUCGCCAGUCAAAUACAAGACGAAGAUUACGUCUAAACGCGCCAUUGUAACUUCGGUGUUCAUUUGGGUUGCGGCGCUGGGUUUUUCUCUUUUAUACUUCAAACUCGGUUUCUUUUUGUACUCUUUCAUUUUUGCCAACACUGCUGUUUUAAGCACUUUUUUUAUUCUUCUGUUUACUCACAGAAGUAUUCUCAGACACUUGCGUAAGCGCUCAAAUUAUUUGCGAGAUCGGAGAACUGUUGAAAGCACAAUCUCUGAAAAACGAGAAUCCGCGAAGAAGAUAAGGAACAUAAAGAAAGAAAGAAAAGUAGCCAAAGCGUUAUCGAGUGUUCUUAUUGCUUUUCUUGCUUCCUUUUUACCUGCCUGUGUGAUAAUUUACUUGCUUAAUUUCUGUUUAAGCUGUAAUUGUCUGCUGGUACAUUGGUUAAGAGAUAUUCAGGCAUUAUUUGUUUGCUUAAAUUCUGCCGUCAACCCCUAUUUGUACGCUUAG